GGUGUCGCCGUUGUCGCGUAGCAUUGUGGGACAGAUAUGGCGGUAGCUUUAGUGAUGCGGAUGGUGUCUCGUCAGAGCUCCCCCUUAUCUUGCCUUGGGCAAGUAAGGAGUCAUUAUGUGGACUGGAGAAUGUUACGUGAUGUUAAGAGAAGGAAGAUGGCCUAUGAAUAUGCAGAUCAAAGACUAUGUCUAAAUGCCCUCAGGAAAAACACUAUUUUGCCCAAGGAACUGCAGGAAGUGGCAGAUAAAGAGAUUGCUGCCCUGCCGCGGGACAGCUGCCCUGUGAGGAUCCGCAAUCGGUGUGUGUUAACCUCCCGGCCACGAGCUGUAGUGCGGCGCUGGAGGCUCAGCCGAAUAGUUUUCCGCCACCUAGCUGACCAUGCUCAACUCUCUGGGAUACAGAGAGCAAUGUGGUGAACCCUUGCCAAGGGUUUUCAUAACCAAGGGAAGAAAAGAACUGAGCCCCGUUCCAACUCUUUUAAGAUUUAUUGUACUGAAGGUCUUGAUAGGAGGGGUGGCACAAGGGGAAGCAAAGUGCUGUACAGAAGAUAAGCCUAGCUGGAGUUCGUCAAGCUGUGGGUUACCCCGCUGUUAGAUAUUUAAAAAAAACAAUUAAAAUAUACCCAGACUGACCAAA
Molecule: messenger RNA, 637 nt
Organism: Gekko japonicus
Lineage: Eukaryota; Metazoa; Chordata; Lepidosauria; Squamata; Gekkonidae
Gene: MRPS14
Product: mitochondrial ribosomal protein S14
Exons: 3
Coding region: 37-417 (126 amino acids)
Biological process (GO): translation
Cellular component (GO): mitochondrial small ribosomal subunit; ribosome
Molecular function (GO): structural constituent of ribosome
Source: RefSeq, a predicted model, not a curated record